UCUCAACUUUUAGGUUGUGCAUUUUGUUUUGUUUUGUUUUUAGUUGACAGAAGAAUCAAAAAUUAGAUUCACUGUGGUAGGAGGUAGUACUAUACACAUACUUUCUUGGGAGGCUGAGUGGAGGGAAAGAGGAAUUUAAACAUGUUUUUGGUGGAUAAACUCCCAGAAUUAUUCUCCCAGAUAUGGAGCAAUGAUGAGGGGCAUUAGAGUAGUUGGGAGUGGGAGGAGAAGAAUUUGAGAAUUUGAGAGAAGCUGUUACCCACUUUUAAGGCAAAAUAGCGUCACCAAAGCACAAGAUUUUUGAAAGCUCUGUGCAAGAUUGAUUUUAAUGGUACCAUUUCACUUCAUCUUAACACUACAUCUAAACUCUCUGCACCUUCCAAAUUUCUGUCUAAUUCAUCCCCGAGCUAUGAAAUUGUUACAGAUUUCAUCCCUGAGGGGUUAGGGAGUAUCUUCCCAUUGUAGAGGUAAGUAAAGCAAGGUUCUGUGGAUUUUGUUGGUUUGUCUUCUGGAGAAGAGACCUCUAUUCUCUUAGGUUCAUACACUGAAAUUUUUGCCAGCAUUUGGUUGGUAUAUAACGUGAUUUCCUUUUCUUUACCUUCUUUCUCUUGGAAACGUGGGCCUGACACCAUCCUUUACCAAGGACUACCGGCAGAUGAAUAUAUUGAAAGGUGAUGAGUACAAAGGAACUUGACCACCAACCACUCGGCAUGGUGAAAGGAUGAGCACGUAAGAUGUGGAUGGAUUAGAACUGGCUGGGAUUUUCUGAUCCCCGAAGUUGCAGUUUGCCACACAGGGACAAACACGUGCCUUCCAUAGCCCUUGGUGUAAACAGGGUAUUAAUCGGGCUGUGACUCCGUGUGCUGGGAGCAGAUCAGAGCUCAGUCCAGACCAAGGCUGCGUCCCCUGCUCUUGGUGCGUAUGGACAAGUCCCGGACCAGCAGCUGUGGCCGCUCUCAGCGCCCACCUCGGCCUGCACCCCAAACAGCAGAAAGAGAUCAGAAAGCUGGGGGCUCCCUUGCCGUCUGGCGGCGGCCGUCCGGUGAGCCGCGAUGGGCACCUGCCCGUACACCCGGGAGCUGGGGCCGAAGCAGCCGUCGGACGCGAUGCGCUUCUGCUCAGGGGACGCCGCGGGCAGCACCCCAGCUCUCGGCGCUGCGCCGCCCCGCGCCCCGCCGGCCCGACAAGGCGCGGCUGGGCUGCGAGGCCAAGCAAGGCUAUGUCAUGCAUCGGCUAGCGUGUGGCGCGGUGGCCGCAAACGCCCGGUCCCUAAGUGUGCCUGCCACCUACGGCACGCCUGUCCACCAUGGCGUCACCUACGGCACGCCUGUCCACCAUGGCGUCCACCCGCUCAGGUUCGCUCGAAGCCUCCCCUCUGCCGCCGAGGAGCUAGCUGGGCGCCGCUCUGGGGCCCGGAGCGUCCUGAAGCCUUACUGGGUUGGUGAAGAUUCUACGUACGGAUCUUUGGAGGUUGUCCUCAUUGAUCCAUUUCAUAAAGCUAAGAGAAGAAACCCUGACACCCAGUGGAUCACCACGCCAGUCCACAAGCACAGGGCGGCGCCUGCAGGCAGGGAAGGCCACAGGGUCCUCCGCACGACCGGUGGUUCUCGCCGCGCAGCCUGGAGACGGCACCGUGCUCUCCAGCUCCACCGCUACCACUAA
Molecule: messenger RNA, 1662 nt
Organism: Orcinus orca (killer whale)
Lineage: Eukaryota; Metazoa; Chordata; Mammalia; Artiodactyla; Delphinidae
Product: 60S ribosomal protein L15-like
Exons: 2
Coding region: 922-1662 (246 amino acids)
Biological process (GO): cytoplasmic translation
Cellular component (GO): ribosome; cytosolic large ribosomal subunit
Molecular function (GO): structural constituent of ribosome; RNA binding
Source: RefSeq, a predicted model, not a curated record